UCUCUCUCUUUCUCGUCUGUGUGUGUGUGUGAAGAGAGAAAUUAAGAAAGAAAGAAUUUAUUCAGGAAGAAAAAGAGAAAGUCGCCUAACUUGAGAAGCUUCCAGGGAGGCACCCCUGUAAGAAAAUCACAGCCCACGCCUUACUAUUUUCUUUCUUUCUCUCUCUCUCUCUCUCUCUGUCUAGUCUCUCCCUUCCCAAGGUCAACAACAAGAGGAAUUUUACACUCUUUGAAACGUCCAUGGGGUAUCUAGUUUCGUUUUAGAGUCUUCUUGGUCAAACAGGAAUGCACCGACGACCGUCAUUGUAUAGAGAGCUGCCCCUUGCGUUUCUCUUCUCUCUCUCUCUCUCUCUCUUCUUUUGCAGCAUCAUCUCAACCCUCAACCCUAGAAAGCAUCAAACGAAAAAUCUAUCUUAAAAACAGGAAGUAGCCUUUGAUCCAGUGAGAGAAUCUGAAAUUGGUGGCUGUAAAACAUGGAUUUGGGGUCACAUAGAGAAGGGUUUUCCUCAGAAGAAGCUCAUGAGCAGAUGUUGAGAGGUAAGCUCCCUUUCUCCUUCUACUCCUCCUCCUCCUCCUCCUACGAAGCCGCUUCCGAUGGCAGCAGGCAGCUUCAUGACCUCAUGGACUUGUCCCCGAGAAACGAGGACGAAGAUGUCAGACGCGGAGACUCCCUGCAGGACGAUGGAAUCAACGUGAUGGAGAGAGAGCACAUGUUUGACAAAGUUGUGACUCCCAGCGAUGUGGGAAAACUCAAUCGCCUCGUCAUCCCCAAGCAGCACGCCGAGAAGUACUUCCCUUUGGACUCCUCCACCAACGAGAAAGGCUUGCUGUUGAACUUCGAGGACAGAAAUGGAAAGGCCUGGAGAUUCCGCUACUCUUACUGGAACAGCAGCCAGAGCUACGUUAUGACCAAAGGCUGGAGCCGCUUCGUCAAGGAGAAGAAGCUCGAUGCGGGGGAUAUCGUCUCGUUCCAGCGCGGUGUCGGCGAGCUCGGUCGAGAUCGUCUCUACAUUGAUUGGAGGCGCCGCCCAGACGCGCCGGACCCAAUGGCAUCGCUUCCGAAUCUUCCGCACCCUUACUUCUCCUUCCACCGCCCCAUCCCCUCGGCGUGGAGUAGUACUACUGCUGGUCCUAAUUUGCUAAUGCGGCCAAGGGACCAUUUGCACUUGUCGUCGCAUCAGCUGAAUAUGAACAACAACAGCAAUAGCAAUGUCAAUCUUCAUCAUCAUCAUCCUUACCGCAACAGCUACGGCAGUGCUGCUUACUGUAAUUAUAUGGUAAACCCUUCACUGAUUUACCUGAGAUCGGCGGCUCAACAGCAAGAACAACAACAAGUUCAGGUGCGGAGUAGGGGGGCUGAGCCGCCCGUGGUGUUCGGGUCGGUGCCGGUGGUACAAGGGAAAGUUGCAGCCAAGAGAUUGAGGCUUUUUGGGGUAAACAUGGACUGCCCCAUAUCAGAAUCCGAUGCAUGCGAUGUCAUAUUGUCGUCUACCUCAAUAGCUCCCCAUGCUACUAUGGCGGCGCUGCAGCCUUCCCAACUUUCUUCUCCGUCGCAAUCUGGUCACCAAUUGAGGCCCUACAACGGCACGCCGCUGCCAACCGUGCCCACCGACUUGCUGAAUAAAGGGAAGGCAUCCAAGUCCUUGGAUUUCAACAUCUAGCUAGAGAGAAAGCACCCAAAAGAUCCUUAACGACAAGAGUUGCUCCGCGACACAGCGUUCUGAUUGGCGUUCACUAGUUUGUUUCUUAAUGCUCAUGAAGACCCACAAAAAUGCACAAUGCCAGGAUUUUACACCAUUGGAUUUUAAUUCAGUUUGGUACAGAAGGCGGGUUUUGAAGAAGAAUUAGCUACCUAGCUAGCAUAAGCAAGAGGCCCUUGGAGAUAGAGAAGUCACACUGUCACUAUAUCCAAUUGUCUUCUUUUUAUUAACUUUGUAUAAAAAUAUUUAUGAUACAUGACCAAAAAAAAAAAAAAAACCCAUAUAUAUAGAUAAAUAUUAUAUAUAUAUUGGAUGAAGAGGUAGCUAGAUCAUCAUUGCCAGAGAUUUGUAGGGCCUUGUUUCCCCAAUAUGUAUCCUAUCCAUGGCUUAUCACUGAAAUAUUAUUUCCGAACGUCUUUUAUAUAUUCUCUUUCGCUACCAA
Messenger RNA from Alnus glutinosa, 2141 nucleotides. Its product is annotated as B3 domain-containing transcription factor NGA1-like. The transcript is spliced from 2 exons. Gene Ontology annotation, molecular function: DNA binding; DNA-binding transcription factor activity. The coding region runs from base 473 to 1660 and encodes 395 amino acids. The record is from RefSeq and is a predicted model, not a curated record. Lineage: Eukaryota; Viridiplantae; Streptophyta; Magnoliopsida; Fagales; Betulaceae.